This is a messenger RNA of Hermetia illucens (black soldier fly), 1241 nucleotides long. It is a transcript of the gene eIF3j, whose product is annotated as eukaryotic translation initiation factor 3 subunit J. The record is from RefSeq and is a predicted model, not a curated record. The transcript is spliced from 6 exons. Gene Ontology annotation, molecular function: translation initiation factor activity. Gene Ontology annotation, cellular component: cytoplasm; eukaryotic translation initiation factor 3 complex. NCBI's taxonomy places the organism in Eukaryota, Metazoa, Arthropoda, Insecta, Diptera, Stratiomyidae. The coding region runs from base 165 to 881 and encodes 238 amino acids.
AUGGUUAGUAUGACGGGUAUGACGUAUCGUUUUCACACAUGUACUCGACAUUUCAGCACAUCGCGAUUCCUUUCUAGUUUUCCUCGGUGUUUUAGAUCUGGAAAGUUUGCCAACGAGUGCGAGUUUUUCCUUGAAAACGUUCACAUAUUAUCCUCGAAUGCAUCAUGGACGACGAUUGGGAGCAAUUAGCUGAGGAGGACAACGUGGUCAUACCACCUAAGGUACCCAAUAUCAACAAAUGGGACGGCGAAGAUGAGGAUGAAGACGUCAAGGAGAGCUGGGAAGAUGAAGAAGAGAAAAAGGAUGAAGAGAAAGUUGAAGUGAAAACAGCAAAGACGAAACCUAAAAAAGCAUUACAGGAAAAAAUUAGUGAAAAAGAACGGCAACAAAUAGAAGAAGAAGAAAGAUUGGAGGAACAGCGAAGGCAAAAUAUGACGCCAGAAGAAAAAUUAGCUGAAAAACUUAGAUUACAAAAACUUCAAGAAGAAGCCGAUCUUAAAACCGCCAUGGAAUCAUUGGGUUUUAAUGUUGGAGCAUCAAAUAUUGAUGCAUUGAAUCCAACCAAUAAAGAAGAAUUUACUGAAUUGGCUCAGGCAAUUAGCACAAAGGUAGCGAACUAUAAAAAUUCAGAUGAAUUUCCAGGUUUUAUUGAAGAACUAGUCCGAAGUGUGUGUGCAAACUUAACUGCAAGCGAUUUACGUAAAAUAAAAUUAACCGUCGAAAAUUUACACUUAGAAAAACAAAAAAUGGAAAAGGAAAAGAACAAAAAGGCAGGUCCUAAAGGCAAGACAAAAAUCAAGUUGCGCGUCGAGGGGGAUAGUGUAAAAUCAACCAACAUCAAUGACUACGGAUACGAUUAUGAUUACGAUGAUUUCAUGUAACAUACGGUUAUUUUCUUCUCUGUUGUGUUCAACAACCAACCACAUGAACAACAAUAAUUGUUUUCUUUGAAUCAAAAUUUCAAUUACCCACGAUUUACUUUUCCUUUUCCCUUCUUUAAAGUCAACAGUCAGUGGAAUAUCUAACAACUAAAUAUUUUUUUUUGAGCAGUGUUGUAUUAUAAGCUGAAAAACAAAAAAUAAUACAAUUCGGAAGAGUCACAGAGUGAAUAUGAGAGAACGUCAAUAGGAAUAAAAAUAAGAAUGCAAUCCAUCAAAUUGUUGUAAAUCUCAACAAAUCUUGUAAUUGGAAUUUCGAAUUGUUUAAAUAAGAUUUAAAUAAAGUUUAUUUUUCAAAAAUUG